This is a messenger RNA of Triticum turgidum subsp. durum (durum wheat), 1413 nucleotides long. NCBI's taxonomy places the organism in Eukaryota, Viridiplantae, Streptophyta, Magnoliopsida, Poales, Poaceae. The record is from the annotation of a GenBank genome assembly.
AUGCACUGCUUCCAUUCCGUAGUUCCACUCCACCUGGUCGAGAGUCGAGACUCGAGAGCGAGUAGCCGAGACCCGUGGAUUCUUUCACUCAUGGACGCAAAGGCGGAGGCAUCCGGCGACGACGCGGUCCCGGAGGCGCCGGAGCAGUCCGUCGUCCUCAUCUCCGCCGGCGCCAACCACUCCGUCGCACUGCUCUCGGGCCAGAUGGUGUGCUCCUGGGGCCGGGGCGAGGACGGGCAGCUGGGCCACGGAGACUCCGAGGACCGGCCGGUGCCGACGGUACUGACCUCCUUCGACGUGCCACGCAUUACGUCCGUCGUCUGCGGUGCCGAUCACACCGCCGCCUACUCCGACGACGAGAUGCAGCUCUACAGCUGGGGAUGGGGAGACUUCGGGAGGCUGGGGCAUGGCAACUCCAGCGAUGUGUUCAACCCACAGCCGGUCGUGGCCCUGCAGGGGAUGAAGAUCAAGCAGAUCGCCUGCGGUGACAGCCACUGCCUCGCCGUCACCGUCACCGGACAAGUGCAUAGCUGGGGGCGCAAUCAGAACGGCCAACUUGGUCUCGGAAACAAUGAAGACUCGCUGCUCCCGCAAAAGAUCAAGGCUUUUCAGGGUGUCUGCGUAAAAAUGAUCGCUGCUGGCGCCGAGCAUACUACGGCCAUAACUGAAGAUGGCCAUCUCUACGGAUGGGGCUGGGGUCGGUACGGCAACCUAGGUCUCAGCGACCGCGACGACCGAUUAGUCCCGGAAAAGGUUUCUUCCGUUGAGGGAGAAAAGAUGGUGCUCGUUGCAUGUGGGUGGCGCCACUCGGUCAGUGUGUCGUCGUCUGGUGGCCUGUACACGUACGGGUGGAGCAAGUAUGGCCAGCUAGGCCAUGGUGAUUUCGAAGACCAUCUGGUUCCACGCAAGAUCGAGGCCCUCAAGGACGUUUCCAUUUCUCAGAUUGCAGGUGGGUGGAGGCAUACAAUGGCUGUCGCUUCAGAUGGGAAACUCUACGGAUGGGGGUGGAACAAGUUUGGCCAAGUUGGUGUUGGAGAUGAUGUGGAUCACUGUUCCCCAGUAGAGGUGAAUUUUCCGGAUGAACAGAAAAUUGCACAGGUUGCCUGCGGAUGGAGGCAUACUCUUGCCCUGACAGAAAACAAGAAUGUUUUCUCAUGGGGCAGGGGUGCCAGUGGACAGCUUGGUCAUGGUGAAAUAAUCGACAGGAACACACCCAAGAUGAUCGAUGCCCUGAGCCUGGACGGGACUGCUUGCAAGCAGCUGGAGUCAUCAAACGCUGUUCCAAUGACAGCUAAAGUCUGGGUCCCUCCUUCGAAGCGAUUCGCCAUCGUCCCUGAGGAGAAUGUCAGUAAACCAGGCAAUGGAACCGACAAGCACGCGCCUGAAGGCGAUGCCAAGAGGAUGCGCGUCUGA